Molecule: messenger RNA, 2497 nt
Organism: Plectropomus leopardus (leopard coralgrouper)
Lineage: Eukaryota; Metazoa; Chordata; Actinopteri; Perciformes; Serranidae
Product: arrestin domain-containing protein 3-like
Biological process (GO): protein transport
Cellular component (GO): cytoplasm; plasma membrane
Source: RefSeq, a predicted model, not a curated record
GCUUCCUCAUGGUUUCACGGGACAUUUGAUCUUUUCCUCUGUGUAUUUUUCUGUGGAGAAUGACAAUCAAAAACUUUGCAAUUGAAUAUGAUGCCAUCAACAGCAGAAACACCUUCACAAAUGGAGAUACCGUUAAUGGGAGAAUCAUAGUGGAGGUUUCUAAGGAAACAAAAAUCCAGGCUCUUGUUUUUAUAGCACAAGGAAAGGCUCGUGUCCGUUGGACUGAACAUUAUGGACAGCACCACACUCAUGUGUACUGGGCAGAUGAGAAAUAUUAUGAUAUCAAACAUCAUAUCCUGAGAGAGUCGAGACAAGACGGCACUGAAAUCAUUGGCAAAGGAAGACAUGUAUUUCCCUUUUCCUUCCAAAUUCCUGAAAGGAAGAUUCCAUCAACAUUCAAAUCCUCCAUCGGCAAAAUUGUUCAUAAAAUGAAGGCAGAACUCAAACAAUCAAUGAAGCUGACAAAAAAGGCAAAAAUCCACUUCACAUUUGUGUCCAAAGCAGACAUGGAUAUUCCCGGCCUUAUGGAUCCUCAGUAUGGUUGCAAAGACAAAUCUGUCAAAGUUUUUGGUUCAGGAAUGGUUUCAAUGGAUGUUCACACCAAGCGGAUGGGAUACAAGCAAGGAGAGCCUAUCAAAGUUACUGUUGAUGUCAGCAACCACUCCAGUCGUUCAGCGAAGCCAAAAUUCAUCCUGUACGAGAAGCGGAGUUUCUUUGCCCAGGGUCGCAGGAGAGUUUGCACAAAUGAGAUCCUAAAGGAGAAGACAGAGGCUGUUGAAUCCUCUAAGACAGAGACUGUGACUAAGGUGAUCACAGUCCCUAGAGAGCUACCUCCCUCCAUCUUGAACUGCUCCAUCAUCAAGCUGGAGUACAGGCUGAAGAUCAAUCUAGAUGUCAAAUAUGCUUCAGACCCAGAGAUCAAACUCCCCAUAGUCAUCUUACCUUCCUCUGAGGUUCCUGCUGUGAAACAACCUCCUCCUGCUGGACCUGGAUUUGAAGCAUUUGGGAACCCAAACCAAGCACACUGGAGCAUGGCACCACAACCACUACCAGCACCCCAAGGUCUGGAUCCCCCACCUCCUUAUGGAGCAUAUUCAGUGUACCCCUCAUAUCCUGAUUAUAGCAAAUAACAGUUAACCAUUAACAAUGCAAACAAGGCUACAGAGGCCUGGUAAGCUCACUUCUCUCUAACUCCACUGCCACAGAUUUCUUUGCUUUUUUGAACUUGUAGUCUUUAGCCCCAAAGUUUUCAUGCAGCUCCCUCUGGAGAUUCAAAAGUUAUUGACUUUUCAGCUGUGUUGUGUAGCUGAUCCACUGCAAACCAUGUCUUUCAGUUUAAAAUGUUUACUUACAGUUCUGCAGGAGCAGAAAUCCAGCAAUUACCUGCAAGUAGAAAUUAGCCCCUUUUACACAGAGAUUGUGUUAUAUGGUCACAUGCCAAGUCCCAUGCCCUGUUUGCAGUUUUACACAGACCCAAACAAUGGCGACAUCAUACUGCCCCAGAGUGUAAUUUUAGACAGCACGGCGGCAUAAAGCGAAACAGACGUGACAGGCAUGACGUGUAACACAACAGCGUCAGCCUCUGAUGUGAUAUACUGUAUAACAACAAGUCUGCAGCGCUUUCUAAAAAUAACAAUGGCACAACAGGGCAAUAACAAUCAUUUACCAUCUCUGUUAUAUGUUGGCUGAUCUCCCCCUCUGGUUAAAGGGUUUUAUUUUUAGCUGUGUAACAGAAAAUUAUUUUAAAGUUUCUAUUUUGUGUCAUAAUAGUGACCAUGUGAUUCUUGGUCAGUUCCUAGUCAUGUUUAUGCCAUUUGUUUUACUGUGAAUUUCAGUGUUAUGUUCAUCCUACUACAUUAUCUGCUGGCUUGGAAUCGCAUGCAACAUUCAGAGCAUAGCUUUGAGUCUGAGGCAGGAAUAUAGCACACACUUCUCAAUAUGGAGGUGGCUAACUUGGCAGCUAGCAGCUAACAGUGCUAACUCAAUAAACAGUGCUAACUGAAACACUGCUUACAGAGCUAAUAUUGUUAAACUGAGGGGAAACCGUGAGCUGCUGCAAUGGCACUGUCCCAAUACCAGUGGUAACCACCAUAUGAACGUAGAUCAGAGCAGGAGUGACUAGCUAGCCAGUGGGACACACACACAUGCACUUGCCGACAGACACUGUGCCACAGCAUAACGUAGAUUACAACACACAGAGACAAAGCGUGACUUCAGUUGUUUGCUGCUGUAUUAAUGUUCUGGAUGCCAUAUGCAGCUCCUGUAAAUUAAUAUCACCUCAAGGACAAGGUGAAACCGAACUACUGUUGAAUAAACAUAUAGGGACACUGUACAUUUUUCAGUUGAUACAUGAUGUUUUGUGAAGUUAUACAUUAUCUCAGUAUCUGGGACAUAUACCUUAUAUAUUUUUUUAAUCAAAUAAUACUAAAGUGAUGUGGCUGUAUAUUUAUACCUGUACAAAUUUGCAUUGAACAGUAAAGCUGCCUAUAGCCCACUG